Molecule: messenger RNA, 676 nt
Organism: Populus euphratica (Euphrates poplar)
Lineage: Eukaryota; Viridiplantae; Streptophyta; Magnoliopsida; Malpighiales; Salicaceae
Product: dirigent protein 4-like
Exons: 1
Coding region: 7-570 (187 amino acids)
Source: RefSeq, a predicted model, not a curated record
AAAAAGAUGGCAAGAAUGGCAGCCUUUGUCUGUGCUUUGAUCAUAUGUAUUGCUAUUGUUCCAGCAGCAUAUGGUGAAUAUUACACAAAGAGUAGGCAUGUCCCCAGGAAGGAGAAGGUGACCCGCCUUCACUUCUUCCUCCAUGACAUUCUUAGUGGAAAAAAUCCUUCUGCUGUCAAGGUAGCCGGGUCUAAUCGCACCGAAGGUGACAAAUCACCAACACCAUUUGGCAGCGUGUACGCCAUUGAUGAUCCUCUUAAAGUGGGACCCGAGCCCGACUCGAAGACUAUAGGGAAUGCACAAGGGCUCUAUUUAUCAUCCAGCCAAGAUUACAGUAAAUUUACUAUAGUGAUGUGUGUUGAUUUUGGAUUUACAAAAGGUAAAUUCAAAGGAAGCUCAUUUAGCGUGUUUUCGAGGAAUCCAGUGACGGAGGCUGAUCGCGAGGUUGCGGUGGUUGGAGGAAGAGGGAAGUUCAGGAUGGCUAGAGGAUUUGCCAAGGUCAAAACUAGCUAUUUCAAUGCUACUAAUGGUGAUGCUGUUCUGGAGUAUAAGGUCACUUUGAUUUAUUAGUGAGUUAGCUAUAGAUAUUCUCAUCGGGAAUUCUAGAGCACACCGCAAAACGAAAACCUGUUGGAAAAUUGUUGCCAUCACAUGGAUCGAAUGAAAGGUGCCUAAU